UGAAAGUCCAAGAGCACCUUCACCUUUGGCCUCCUCACUCGAUCGUAGUUGACUUCUACUCAACUCUUCCUUCUGGCCUCGUUCAUUCAAUCGCUCAUACACGGCUUUACCAUUGUACAAUAUAACCCUGUCUUUUUUCCCACCGUCAAUAUCCUUGUACUGGACGCAUCUUGCUCCACAACCACAGAUCGAUCAUCACUUCUCUCUUUCUCUCAGAUGUUCUUCGUCGCAGCCGGUGCAAUCAACCUUCGGCCUACUCUACAGCCGCGAAUCGCCCGACAGUAAACCUUUCUACUCUCCUCUACAGUCCGCCACUAUCGGAUUCUAUGGCUACAGCUGCCCAGUCUCCUACCGCCAUCCCCGGUGAUGCUCAAGACCUACCCCCGCCCGCCCCCAUGGCGAAAAAGUCAAAGGGCAAGAAGGAGAAGCAACUGAGCGCCGAGGAGAAUGCCAAACUCGUGCAAGCCCGACUAUCCCAGCUAGAACAGGAAAAGGCUGGCGAGAAAAACCAGCAGGCCGAGGUGGAUCGCGAGGUGAAAAAGGCCACCAGGGAUCUCAACGAACUUAUGAACAGUGUCGAAGGACCCAUGAACCGCCUUGAUGUCGUCCAGAGAAAGUACGAGGAACUUCUUGCCGAAAUGAAGAAAUUGGAACGUGAUCAUGCAAAGAGUAAAAAACGAGGUGAUCAGUUGCAGAAAGAUUCGGACAAGAUAAAAUCGGAACACAGCAAGACCGCCAGCAUGAAGGAGAAACUCGAGAAACUGUGCAGAGAGUUGACAAAAGAUAACAAAAAGCUUAAGGAGGAAAACAAGAAACUCGAAGAGACAGAGAAACAAGCACGAGAGGUUGUCAAUGAUCGCAUGGACGAAUUCUUGUAUGACGUCCAAGAAGUCAUGAACUCCAAGACUGCCGCCCACUCAGAGAAUCUACAUCUCGAAUUGGACGAAUUGUUCAAAACCAGAUGUAAAGUCCUCGCUGAUCAAGCCGACAUUCGUGAAACCCACUUCAAAGCCAUCCUCCGACACAAGGAUGCAGAGAUUGCCCAUCUUCAAGCCAAACACGAGGUCGAAAGGCGCCGUGCCGACAAUGAGGCUGCUCGAUGUAGGACCUUGACCAGCCAGGUCUCCACCUUUUCCCAUACCGAGGCCGAACUCCGCUCCCAGCUCAACAUCUAUGUAGAAAAGUUCAAACAGGUAGAAGACACCCUCAACAACAGCAACGAACUCUUCCUUACCUUUAGGAAAGAGAUGGAAGAGAUGUCCAAGAAGACGAAGCGGUUGGAGAAGGAGAAUCUCACCCUCACCCGCAAACACGAUCAAACCAAUAGGAAUAUCUUGGAAAUGGCUGAGGAGCGAACCCGAGACAAGGACGACCUGGAACGACUUCGAAAGCAGGAACAACAGAUGCGAAACAUUAUCAAGUCUAUGCAAGAGCAAGGUCGAGGCGGUCCUAUCCAACAAGAAUUGGUUGACGAAGAAGGGACUGAGAGCGAAUACGACGAAGAGUACGAAGAUGAAGAUGACGAGGACGACGAGGGGAGCUAUGAUGCCGAGGAGGAACUGGCGGCCGAGAUCGUGAGCAAGCCCGUCUUUGGCCCCGUUCCACCUCCAGAGAUGUUGCUGAAGGCCAACGGCCAACGAGCAAACAGUGGUGGCGUCGUGAAUGGUAUCAAGCAUUGAUUCGUCGUUUCAUCACCCAGAUACAUGGCCACACAUGCGCCCUCAUUACGGCUUGUCGCAGGCAUUGGUAUAUACGCUUUGCACGUGGCCCUUUGAAGCUAUGUAUGCUGAACCUCGUCUUGACUUGCUUCUACAGAGCUUUUGCCAAUCUGUCAAUCAAUACGAUGUACUCCACAUGAUAUCAAGCUACAGUGAUACUCUUUCUACUGCCGUUGAUUGUCAUGAAUACCCAAAUCACAAUUUACUCUUGCCUCCUUCGAU
This is a messenger RNA of Exophiala mesophila, 1940 nucleotides long. RefSeq lists its product as uncharacterized. NCBI's taxonomy places the organism in Eukaryota, Fungi, Ascomycota, Eurotiomycetes, Chaetothyriales, Herpotrichiellaceae. The record is from RefSeq and is a predicted model, not a curated record. The transcript is spliced from 3 exons. Gene Ontology annotation, molecular function: syntaxin binding. The coding region runs from base 327 to 1679 and encodes 450 amino acids.